Rhopilema esculentum is the source of this 4290-nucleotide messenger RNA. The record is from RefSeq and is a predicted model, not a curated record. Lineage: Eukaryota; Metazoa; Cnidaria; Scyphozoa; Rhizostomeae; Rhizostomatidae.
AAGCCUUUUUAUAGUCGAUCCAGGCUGUGCUCAAAUUAUGAUGCUUUGAUUUAGCAUUUUCCAGUAGAAUUUUGUUUAUCAGUAGUUGGUCUUUACAGCCAUAUGAGCCCUUUUUGCACCCUUUUUGUUCAAUUGGGAACAUGUCGUGUUCCUCCAGGUGUGUAUAGGUCCUUUCCGAGAGGACAGAAGUUAGUAGUUUGUAUGAUGUGAAUAAACAUGUGAUUGGCCUGUAGUUUUCAGGAUCUUCAGUCUCAGCAGUCUUAGCAAGUAGGUACGUUGUGCCUUGGCAAAACCAAGUUGGAGUGAGGUUAGGCUCAUUAAUUAAUUUAUUCAGAUUUGAUGCUAGUUUAGAAUGAACAGAUUGCAAUGUAUCUAGCCAGAAAUUAGGAACCUGGUCUAGACCUGGUGAUUUCCAUUUAUGAGCUUUUCUUAGGGCCUUUGUUAUCUCUUCAAUAAUAAUAUCACUCCAUUCUUGUUCAGGAAUAUAUACUAUCUCCUUUUCUAGAUCUUCAAUCCAUUUAGCGUUCUCAUUGUGCCCUGUAUUAUUACCCCAAAUGUUGUUCCAAAAGUCUUUCACUUGGUCUUCCAUUGGUAUUUCUUUCACUUCAAUGUUCGUUUAACCAAUUUCUCUGUAGAACUUUUUGGCAUCCGUCUCAAAGAUCUUGUUUUGCCAGUAGAAGUCAUUGCGUUUAGAAAAUCGGCGUAAUCUUUGUGCUUUCACUUGCAGCUUUUGCUUAAGUUUCUUUUAAUGAUGGGUAUUUGUUCUUUAUUUUCAAUAUGAUAUUUUCUAAUUACUUGUGUGGAUUUUCUAGAUUUCGAUUUUCCAUUUUAUUAUCAUUUUUGUUACUAUUAUUAUUAUUAUUAUUAUUAUUAUGCUGAUUUACACAGUUCUGAUGUUAUAACUGGCUUGUUAUUGAUGUUUCUUGAAAUCGGAUCAAUACGAUCUUAGAUCUCGAGAACUUUCUCAACACUCUUGCAGUUCUUAAAAGUACAGAUUUUUGUAUUAGUUUAAUCUGUGUCUUGACUCCAAUUUCCUUGAUGUAGUUGCUCAAAUUUUGUGUUAAUGUUCCAAGGGCUCCCAAGACAAUAGGGAUAACUUUUGCUUUCACUUUCCAUAAUCUUUCCACUUCUCUUUUUAAUUCGUCGUACUUUUCGUGUUUUCUGAAUAAUAUCUAUCCCAAUCUUUACUCCCAAUUUUUCAAUAUGCCUUUGAAACUUGUCCGAGAUAACUCCUAAUGCUCCAAUCACUACAGGUAAUACUGUAGCCGUUCUCAUUUGCCAUACAUGUCCUAUCUCCUCCCUCAAAUACUGGUACUUUUGAAUUUUUUCAAGUUUUUUCUUUUUAACUCGUUAAUCUCCUGGUACAGCUAGGUCCAUUGUUUUGACUACUUUGUUAUUUUUAUCUACUAACACAAUGUCCGGUCGUCUUGCCUCAAUCAUUCUAUCACACUGGAUCGUAAAAUACCAUAAGAGCUUGUAAUUCUCAUUUUCAAUAAUUGCUUCAGGUUGCUGAUUAUACCACCUAUCUGCUCUUAUGAAUCCCCCUUUGCUACAGAAUUGCCAGUGAACAUAUCGUGCUACACUAUCAUGUGUCUUUUUAUACUCCCUUUGUGCCAAUUUGCUACGCUCACUAACUAAAUGACUAAUAGUUUCCGCUUUCUCUCUGCACAUUCCACACAUAGGAGAACUCUUAUCAAUAUGGAACUUUGUAUAAUUUGUUCUUAAAGCUUAUUCUUGAGCACUGCAAAUCAAUGCCUCUGUACAUCCCUUCAUAUCUCCCUUUGCAAUCCAUUGCCAUGACCUUUCCCAAUCCACACCGGCAACAUUAACUAUGCCUGUUUACUCGACCUUUCUCAAAAGUGCUACUAUUCAAUAUGUACCAACUCUGUCACACCUUUGAUAAUGGUAUCAUGCAAAUCACAAAGAUCAGUGGGGAAAGGCUGUCUCCCUGAAAAAUUACCUCUUUAUAUAUUUACAUUUCCGAGUGACGUACCGCUAGAGGUUGAUUCAGUUUGUCAAUUAAAGUGCAUAUCACCUCAGCGAGAUUAUAAAGUUAAUUUGUUGUAUUCGAUAUGGAAAACAUAGAUUUCAAUUUUUUUUGCGUUUCGGCCAAACAUUUUACAGUAAUUAAACCAUUAAAUCGGACCGAUCUAUUCAAUUUUCCCGCCAUUCGUUUUCAAGACCGGGCAUCUUCGAAAGCCUGGUGACUAGAGCAUUGUUUUACACGAAUACGUCAUUUAAGGAACCAAUCGCGACAAAAUGCCGGACAGGUGUGUUGUUUAUGGGUGCGAUAGUGUACCAGAUAUCUCUAAAGGUAUAUCUGCUCAUCGAAUACCAUUCUGGAACAAUCAGAAUCCUGAAGCAAAAAGAUGUCGAAAGGUCUGGGUGGAUUUUAUUCGUACCAAGCGUGCAAAAUUCAUCCCUGCUGCUAACUCGGCUGUUUGCUCGUUUCAUUUCAAACCAGAUGAUUUUGAACAUAGAUUUUCUUUUCUUCUGGGUCUGGAAAAAGUUCAGCAAACUAGACUGAAACGCAAUAAAAUUGGCGUACUUUGUUUCCCUACAAUCUUCAGGAAUGUCGAAGAAACGACAACAAGACCCGAACAUCGCAAGCAACUAAAAGAUGCUCUACAAAGUCAAACUGCUUCAGACCUUAAAUCGGAACCAGAGCAAGAUAAUACCAGUCCUGAUGACAGUGUUGCUGCCCAAAGUUCAAAUUGUUUUGAUACAGUUGUAGCUGCAAAUUUAUCUGAGGAACAGAAAAACGAAACAACACAAACAGAAACACAACCUUGUUAUGAAUGUGGGACACAGACAUAUUACCAAUGCCAGAGAUGCAAACAUCUAAGCAACUGGAAAAGAAUUUAUAAAAAUCGAUGGGCUGGUUCUAAGCAAAAAAUCAGUCAUAUUAGGACAAAAUUCAAUGCAGCACAAAGAGAGAUUUCAAGAAUGAAACAACAAAUGGCAGACAUGGAAAAUGAAAUUGAAAUUGAUGAUUACGAAGCAAUGGAUGUUGGAUAUAACGAUGACAGAAAUGAAGAUGCUAGUAGUGGGUCGAAUUCAGAGGAUGAUGUUGUUGAUGAUGAGAUGACAGCUGCUGACGACUUAUAUGAGAGUGGUGAUGAAAGCGAUGAAGACCAGGAACCUGUAGAUAAAAACAUACAAGAAGACAGAUUGCGGACCGAACCAAAAUUCCUUGUGUUUCUUUCAAAAUUGCUACUGUUGUUCACCUUUUGCCCAAUCUGCAAAGCUGACAACCCAUUAGUUCAGACAAAGACUGUUGCCAUAAUGGUCCAGGUGAUACUGACUUGUGCUAAUGAGAAGUGCAGCCAAAAGGACAAUGUAUGGUAUAGCCAGCCAUGGAUGCCAGGGUCUAGAAUCGCUGCUGGGAACUUCCUCCUCAGUUUUUCGACAUUAGUUUCUGGUGGAUGUGCAUCAAAGAUUUUCCAGAUUUUUAAAAACAUGGGCCUGUGUUGCAUAUCACUUAAGACUUUUUUCAAACAUCAAAAGGAGACUUUGUUUCCAGCCAUCUAUUUGUACUGGCAAAAAUACCAGAAGGCAAUACUUUCAUCGUUACGUGCAACAGAGGACAAGGGACUGGUGAUAGCUGGUGAUGGUCGUCAUGACAGUAUGGGCCACUCAGCUAAAUAUGGCACUUACACAAUUUUUUGUUGUAACAAUGACAAGAUAAUAGACUUUUCACUUGUUCAGGUAAUACUUUUCAGUAGCAGUCAAGCUAUGGAAUAUGCUGGUUUUAAAAAUUCCAUUGCCCAUUUGAAAAGUGAAAAUCUGCAGUUGUCGACAUUUGUAUCUGACCGACAUACAACAAUUGCAAAACAUAUGCUGGAACAGCUGCCAGAUAUAACCCACUACUUUGACCUAUGGCAUUUGAAAAAAAAGAUCCACAAAGAACUUACAAACUUGGCCAAACAAAAUGACUGCAAAUCGCUUGAGCCAUGGGUACAGCCAUGUGUUAACCACCUAUUUUGGAGUGCCACAUCAACAUUCGAUGGGAAUGGAAAUGUCAUUUGGGCCAAAUUCAAAUCAUUUUUGAGUCACGUGAUUGACAAGCAUGACAAUCUGGAUGAUCCCCUAUUCAACCGAUGCGAACAUGCAGAAAUUAAUGACCGUUUCUGGUUAAAAAAAAAUCAACAGCCUAUGAGAAAUUGGAGGCAUGUCUUACGAACAAGAGGCUGGUAAAUGGGAUAAAAAAGGCAUCUCCACUUGAUCAAACUAGUUGUCUCGAAGGAUUCCAUUCACUUGUGAAUUAUUUUGCACUAAAGAUGGUUGCCU